AUGCGGAGUGUCCGUGGGGCAGGACGCCUGCUGCUUUGCCUGCUGCUGGCCAUCCUCAGGACCCAGGCUGGUGGGGAGGCGAAGCCCAGGCCUCCACCGUGCCAGCAGAGCCCCACAAAGGUGUCCUGCAGGGCUGCUGGGCUGCACAGUUUUCCCAAGGACCUUCCCCAAGGAGUGAAGCACCUCGAUCUGUCCCACAACAUCCUUCAGAACCUGUCAGAGAGCCACCUGCCUGCACUGGGGCAGCUCGAGCACCUGGACCUGCGCUCCAACCGCCUGGAAGCCAUCUCAGGGUCGGUGCUGGCCCAGCUGCCACGGCUGCACUCGCUGCUGCUGGGCUCCAACCGCCUGCACCAAAACCAUCAGGACAAUGCAGUGGCUUUCAGUGCACUGCAGGGUAUAGAGGUGCUGGACCUGUCGGCCAAUGGCUUGGAGAGCCACAUGGUGAGGGGGUUCCUGAGUGGCCUCACUGCACUGCGGGCGCUGCACCUGCAUGGAAACAGAUUGAGCCAGCUGCCAGCGGGCAUCUUCCAGGGCUCCCCGCUGCUGAGCGAGCUGGAUCUCAGCAACAACUACAUCAUGGACAUAGAGGAGGGAGCGUUUGAGGCAUUGCGGGAGCUGGUGGUGCUCAGCCUGGCCCUGAACUCCCUGCACUGCCUCUCCAGCUUCAGCCUGCGGCAGCUGCAAGUCCUGAACCUGAGCCACAAUGCCCUGGAACUGUUUGGCUGGGAGGAGGGACAGGGUCCCUACCUGCUCCAGGUGCUCGACCUGAGCCACAACAGACUGCUUUCCUUCCCACAGCUCCCAGCCGCGCACCGCCUCGUGCACCUCAACCUCUCCCACAACUCCAUCACUUCGCUGGACCCCAGCUCACACCACCCAGCCCAGUUUGCACUGCGUUACGAGGAGAUGGUGAGCUUCAGCACCUCGCUGGCCACCGCAGCCAGCCUGGCCCGCCUGACCGAGCUGGACCUCAGCUACAACUGCCUGCAGCUGCUUCCGCUGCUGUUCUUCCGUGCCAUGCGCUCCCUGUUUACUCUCAGCGUGGCCAUGAACUGCCUCCAGAACAUCACCAUGGAGCUGCUGACCAGGGACGGGGAUGGGGACAGGAAUGGCACAGCUGUGUGGCAGGAGGACGCAGCGCUCUCCGUGCGCUCCAUGGACCUCCAUGGCAACGCCAUCCGCGCUCUGCCUCGUUGGUUCUUUGAUGCCCUGCCCCAGCUGGAAGCCAUCGACCUGGGCUCCAACAGCCUUCAGCCCUGCGGGAGUGACAUGGGGGAGAUAUCAGGAGGGGGCUCUGCAAGGGCAGAACCCUGCACCGCCUUCCACAGCAUCCCCCACCUGCAGCACCUCAGCCUUCGCAGGAACAGCCUCACCCAGCUGCUGCCUCGCACCUUCAGCCGAACCCCAUUGCUCUCCUUGGACCUUUCUGAGAACCAGGGCCUGGCCGUGCCACGGGUGGCACUGGAGGGGCUGGAGCACUCCCUGCAGCAGCUCUGGCUGCGGGGGAACCACAUGGACAACAGCAGGGCUGAGAUCCCUUGCUUGGAUGAGCUCAGGGUGUUGGACCUCUCUGGCAACCGCCUAAGCCUUCUGCCCACGGGUUUGUUCUGCUCCCCACUGCAAACCCUGGAUGUCAGCGAUAACCAGCUGCCAGCGCUGCCCAAGCAGGCACUGCUGGGGUGGACCCGCAGCCUGCAGGCAUUGUGCCUGGCAGGGAACCCCUUCCAUUGCUGUGAGCUGGGCUGGUUGGAUGCUCUGCAGGCAGCUGGCGUGCAACUGCCCGACCUGCACCGCGCACGCUGCAUCCACCACAGCAUCACAAACAGGACAGCACCACUCGGCAGCCGCCCGCCGUGGCCGUGCCCACAGCCCUGGGAUGGCAGCCCAGCGCUGGUGCUGGCAGCCCUGCUGGGUGUCCUGCUGUGUGCGGGCUGCAGGGUGUGCUGGCUGCGGGGCCACAGGAUGGGCAUCCUGCUGCCACAGCCCCAGGCAGACAGAGUGGCCGAGGGGGAGCCAGCACACAGCGACACCAAAGUAUAG
Centrocercus urophasianus (Greater sage-grouse) is the source of this 2043-nucleotide messenger RNA. Its product is annotated as transforming growth factor beta activator LRRC32-like. The transcript is spliced from 2 exons. The record is from RefSeq and is a predicted model, not a curated record. Gene Ontology annotation, molecular function: protein binding. The coding region runs from base 1 to 2043 and encodes 680 amino acids. Lineage: Eukaryota; Metazoa; Chordata; Aves; Galliformes; Phasianidae.